This is a messenger RNA of Daldinia loculata, 625 nucleotides long. RefSeq lists its product as uncharacterized. Bases 179 to 625 code for a protein of 148 amino acids. The transcript has a single exon. Lineage: Eukaryota; Fungi; Ascomycota; Sordariomycetes; Xylariales; Hypoxylaceae. The record is from RefSeq and is a predicted model, not a curated record.
AAAAAGUUCAGUAAUAGACUUUCCUCAAAAAGGCCCCUCGCCUUACGGAGAAAUGUUGCUUAUGUUUAUCAAGAAGCUCUAAGCUUUCUAGAAUAUAAAUAUAACAGUAGGUCGACUUUUCAAGGCACUUAUUCGAUCAUUUUACGUGCUUUGAUCAAGUAAAUUUGCUAUAAUCAAGAUGCGCUUCUCCAUCCUAGCUUUCGCUGUCGCCGUUCUUGGGCAGGAUGUCCAGCCUUUGGACACUUGGACGCUCUAUAACAGCACUAUUACAUGCGACCUUAAAACCUGUCAGUAUAGCUUCUUCACGCACAAACACGGAUCAGGAGAGACAGUUCAGUGUUACCUCAAUAUGAGAGGAACUCCCAGCUCGACGACUCUCUUCGUCGACCAGAUCUGUCAGCCGGAUCCCCUUCACACACUUACUCUGAGUUGGGCACCCGACCAUUCAGUUAUACUAUGCAUCGCAGACAUCCAUGAACGCGCGAACGCUUUCUAUAGUCUCGAGAGAUGGGAAGUUGCCGAUAACAGGAUCGCCCCGAACAAGACGGAAUUCGCGUGGCGGGCUGGCGAGGUUCCGCUUCCAAGCACUACCUUCACACGCCCAGCCCCGACAUUGCAGGAGUAA